ACACACACCCCAAAAUGCUCUCACAGGCACACAUUCAGAGAACUUUCUCUCGCGCGUACACACUUACAUGCUGACAAGCAGGCAGGCAGACACACCCUCUCCCAUUAUCUGUGCGGCGAGCAAAUCUGCUCAUAUUGUUGUUAGCAGCGAGGGGCUGUAUUUCGCUCUUCAGCAGCAGCAACAGCAGCAGCAGGACGGGUCCAGAGGAGAGCAGUCAUUACCAGAGAUCACACACCAGCUUCUAAAACUGAAGCGUGUGCCUGUGGGACAGCCAUGGAGGACACCCUCACCUGCAGCCAUGCCACCUUCUCCCAGGUGUUUGGACGCCAGGGACAGCUCAUGCAUGCCACGGUCCAGUCUCUCAACAGCCUGAACGACCAGAUUGCUCAGUUCAUGGUGACCAGACCUUGUAGCCUGGCUCACGAGGACAAGGCCUUCAUGCCGGGAGAGAGGGACACCUUGAAGAAGUCCAUGACUCUGAUGAGACACCUACUCGUGGAUGCUCAGGGGAAAAUUCUUAAAAUGAUGGAAGACAACAAACAGCUGGCACAGAGGAUUGAUGGGGCCAUCCAGUCCGCCAGUCAGGAAGUGACCAACCUCCGCUCUGAGCUUUCCGCCACCAGCCGCAGACUGGCAGAGCUGGGUGCCAGCAGCCCCCCUGCCUUGGAGAACCACCACAAGUACAAUCACCACGAUGACAGCCUCCACUAUCGGGAUCCAUCAAUGCAUCACAGACAGAAGACAGUGGUGACAGACAUGUGCUACCCGACAGAGAUAUCCAGCCUGAUGGACUUUGGCACCCCAGACUGCUCGCUAGGCAAAGUGUUGUUGCGUGAGGAGGUGGCGCAGCUUCAAGAGGAAGUCCACCUGCUGAGGCAAAUGAAGGACAUGUUGAGUAAGGACCUGGAGGAGACCCAGGGAGGCUGCUCUGCCGAUCUGCUCUCAGCCACCGAGCUCCGUGUGCAGCUGGGUGACAAGGAGCAGGAGCUGGACCGUGCCAAGGAGGCCUUACAAGCUAUGAAAGCUGACCGUAAGCGUUUAAAAGUGGAGAAGGCAGACUUGGCGAGUCAGAUGCAGCAGCUGUACACAACACUGGAGAACAGAGAAGACCAGCUGCGAGAAUUCAUACGCAACUAUGACCAACACCGAAAGGAGAGUGAGGAUGCAGUGAAAGCCCUGGCUAAGGAGAAGGACAUGCUUGAGAGGGAGAAAUGGGACCUGAGGAGGCAGACCAAAGAAGCCACAGAACAGGCCAACAUCCUGCGUUCUCAGAUGGACAUGAAGGAGAAUAGGGUCAAAGAACUGGAGGCUGAGCUCACCAUGGCGAAGCAGUCUCUCGCCACCUUGACAAAAGACGUACCGAAGCGUCACUCACUGGCCAUGCCGACUGAGCCUGUAGUGAACGGCAGUCAGGAGUGGGUGAUGCAGGCCGACCUGCCGCUCACUGCGGCCAUCCGUCAGAGCCAACAGACCCUCUACCAUGGACACACCACGGACAGACAGGCUGUGGUAAGGAUCAGCCCCUGCCAUUCUCGCCAGCCCUCUGUCAUCUCUGACGCCUCGGCAGCCGAUGGAGACCGCUCGUCCACGCCCAGCGACAUCAACUCACCUCGCCACCGGACCCACUCCCUCUGCAAUUCCAUGGAGGACCUGGAGGACCAGAAGCGUAAGAAGAAGAAGGAGAAGAUGACUCUGGGAUCCCUGUCGCGGGUGUUCGCUCGAGGCAAGCAGCGCAAGUCACUGGACCCCGGCCUGUUUGAUGGUACAGCCACCCCUGAUUAUUACAUAGAGGAGGAUGCAGACUGGUGAUGCUGUGUGUGUGUGUGUGUGUGUGUGUGUGUGUGUGUGUGUGUGUGUGUGUGUGUGUGUGUGUGUGUGUG
Messenger RNA from Perca flavescens (yellow perch), 1880 nucleotides. Its product is annotated as kazrin-like. The record is from RefSeq and is a predicted model, not a curated record. Bases 274 to 1809 code for a protein of 511 amino acids. Lineage: Eukaryota; Metazoa; Chordata; Actinopteri; Perciformes; Percidae. The transcript has 11 exons.